Messenger RNA from Epithele typhae, 471 nucleotides. RefSeq lists its product as uncharacterized. The record is from RefSeq and is a predicted model, not a curated record. The coding region runs from base 1 to 471 and encodes 156 amino acids. The transcript is spliced from 5 exons. NCBI's taxonomy places the organism in Eukaryota, Fungi, Basidiomycota, Agaricomycetes, Polyporales, Epitheliaceae.
AUGAAUCUCGGCCCCGACCGUGAGUCGUUCAUCAACCUCGCCUCGCCCACCGACGCGCUCUCGAUACCCCACCCGCUUGCCCACUCCACCUUCAAUUUGCACCUCAUCACGCCCCCCGCAGCCGGCCAGCGCGCAUCGGCCGUGUGCCCAGCGAGGAAGGCAAAGAGCACGAGAUGGGAGAUGGAAGAUGUGCGCUCGCGCUCGGCGAGCCUGAUGGACUCGGACGUCGACAUUGAGCAGAUGUGCUCUGGGAUCACGAGGCCGGUGGGCGGCAGCGGCGCCCUCCCCACCGUCUUCUGCGAGUACGUCGUCGACGGGCGGUCGCUCGCCGGCGGCUGGAGGCGCGUGACCGCGAGCGCGCACACGGUCCCGCUCGAGGGCACUUUCGUCGUCUCCGAGGUCGGUCCUGGCGCGGAGGCACAGAUCGCUGACGGCCCAGGGCCUGGUGGGGGCAGGUUGAAGAAGAUGUAG